Molecule: messenger RNA, 2354 nt
Organism: Aspergillus saccharolyticus JOP 1030-1
Lineage: Eukaryota; Fungi; Ascomycota; Eurotiomycetes; Eurotiales; Aspergillaceae
Product: ABC1 kinase family protein
Exons: 4
Coding region: 193-2037 (614 amino acids)
Biological process (GO): mitochondrion organization; lipid homeostasis
Cellular component (GO): mitochondrial inner membrane
Source: RefSeq, a predicted model, not a curated record
CCACCUCCGACCUAUCUACUUACCCUCCUUUUUCCUCCCUCUGCCUCCACCCUGUGUCUCUUUCUCCGUCACUCACUCUUUUCACGCAACCCUUGUUGGAAGCUUAGUGCUGGCACGGAUGAAAUACGCCGUCCAAUCCUUCGCUUCGGUCGACUUGUGGUCGCUCUUUAGACGGCAUUGUUCGUGAUCGGGAUGAGGGCGGCGCUCCGCAUCCCGCUGCGGGCUUCUCCCACUUUUGUUCCCGCGGCAGUCAUACGAUCCAAUUUUGCUCACUUGUAUUUCCCCCUGGCUCCGUUGUCGACUCCUUCUGCUCCUUCUCGUCGACUUUCCUAUGCAACUACGCUUUCGCCGGCUACCGAGCGACGCCGUGCCUGCUAUCCAACGUUACCAUCGUUUCGUGUGCGACAUGCAUCCACCUCUGCUACUUCGGGUCAGGAUGGCACGACGCAGUCUGGACACAGGAAUUCACGCAACAGGACCUUGAAAUAUGCUGUGAUCGGUGGGAUCGUUGUCGCUGCAGCAGUCGCAUACGCAGAUGAAGUUCAACAUUACUACCGUGCUGCAGCACGGACCGGCCGUGUUGUCGGUGCACUCGCUGUCUGCAUCAACGAUUAUCGUGUUACCCUCAAGCAAGAAUCAUUCACCUCGGAAGAACGGAACGAAGCGAUUCGAGCCUGUCACAAGCGCUGCGCGGAGCGUACUUUGCGUGUCCUCGAGAAGAACGGGUCGAUAUUUAUCAAAUUAGGCCAGCAUUUGAGUAGCAUGGGAUAUUUGCUCCCUAUGGAAUGGACGACAACUUUCAUUCCGCUACAAGACAAAUGCCCUAUUUCGUCUAUCGAGUCAAUUGAAGCGAUGUUCUUGGCUGAUACCGGCCGCAGCAUUGAUGAGUUGUUCUCAUCCUUUGACCCACUGCCCAUUGGCGCCGCUUCCCUCGCUCAGGUGCAUGUGGCUACGCUUAAGGAAACCGGCCAUAAGGUUGCGGUAAAAGUGCAACAUCCUGCAUUGGCAGAGUGGGCGCCCUUGGAUCUGGCAUUGACUCGAUUUACCUUCUCGACUUUAAAGCGCUUUUUCCCGGAAUAUGAUCUGGAAUGGUUGUCAAAGGAGAUGGAUUUGUCUUUGCCACAGGAGCUAGAUUUCCGGAUGGAAGCUGAAAAUGCCAUGCGGACAAGCGAGUACUUCAAGAAGCACUCUACCGCUCCACUGGUCAUCCCCGAAGUGAUGUGGGCUCAGAAGCGUAUUCUAGUUAUGGAGUUCCUCUCUGGACGACGACCCGAUGAUCUCGAAUUUUUGGACACUAACCACAUUGACCGCGAUGAGGUCUCCGCUGCAUUGGCACAUAUCUUCAACGAGAUGAUUUUCGGCGACAACGCUCCCUUGCAUUGCGAUCCACAUGGCGGAAAUAUCGCUAUCCGUCCGAACCCUAACCGUCCCCAUCAUAAUUUUGACAUCGUGCUCUACGACCAUGGGCUUUACCGUGACAUUCCUCAGGACGUGCGUCGCAAUUAUGCGAAGCUCUGGCUGGCAGUAAUAGAGGCCGAUGAGUCGCGUAUGCGGGAGUCCGCUCACAAAGUCGCGGGCAUAACGGACGAACAAUUUCCUCUUUUCGCCAGCGCCAUUACUGGAAGAGACUACAUGGUCCUCAAGAAGAAAGACAUCACCUCCGCUCGAACGUCAGCGGAGAGGGACAGCAUGUCUGGCGCACUGGGGGAAGGCAUGUUGCAACAGCUUGUCGAACUGCUGGGUCAAGUUCCUCGAAUCAUGCUACUGAUCCUUAAGACCAACGAUCUGACCCGCAGUCUUGACGAAAACCUUCACACCCGCCAAGGACCUAUGCGCACGUUCCUCAUUCUUGCACGUUACGCGACCCGCACCGUCUUCGAGGAACAAAUGGAAGCUGUAUAUGAAGCAGGCGGCCUUCUUCGCCCCGCCAAUUUCUGGCGUUUUCUUUGCGCCUGGACCGGCUUCUUGCGCGUGGAAUUAAAGCUUUCCAUCUACGAGACUCUUCUGUCGCUGAAGAGUCGCUUCGGGUUGACCUAGAGAAAGCUAUCUUUCAAUAUUCUCUGUACGGUCUUCUACGCCGCCGCCGCCGCCCCCCCCGGGAAUCUUUUCCAAUCGUGGCACAAAAGCCAAAUGCCCUUUCUUGGACUUUUGAGCGUGAAGUACUCAGAUGCUUAUGAGGACCGUCGCUCAGUUUCGUACGGUUUGCGCAUUUUAUGGCGUUUCCCCCAAUUUCCUUGUGAUGUGAUCCAUCGUGCAUCUUGUUUCUUUAGAUCUGGAUUUUUAGAGUAUUCCAUUGAGAAAAACCAGGUGUAUAUUAAGUGGUUUACAUAAAUAGAUAUAAAUAUGCUUUCCUC